AUGGACUCAGCAUUUGUGCCUGAAAGUGGCUAUCUUGAUAUGCUGCACAGUGAUACUGACCCAUUGCAUCUCUAUACUCUCUUUGAUCCUAAAUCAUCUGGAAAUGAAGAAGGUGACUUACCUGUAGAUCUUGAAGUUGAUGUCAGCAACUAUGAGCAGCUCAAUAAUAUGGAUUUCCCGUAUACAAUGGAAAAUGGGGAAGAUUUGUAUCCUUGUUCCAACACGGUAGAGGAUUAUGCUAGAAUAGCUGAAUUAGCAGAAUAUGUGCUGAAAGAUCAGCAGGAGAAGCAGGUCGAAGACAUUUUUGCAGGGAACCUGAUCUUGGAUGAAAUGGCCCCUGAAAACACUGAGAAAUUUACUGACAUAAAGAUGCAGAAAUGUCACAAACGACCCUUCUUAGGCUCUACAGAGAAUUGCUCUGAUGCUUCAGAACCCAAAUACAAGAAAAUAGUGGAAGCCCCUGCAGUGUCUCCAGGGAAUGGCAGUUUCUCACCUAUGCCUCUCAGCCAGCCAGCCAGCUCUGCCUCACUAACAUACCAGCAUAUGUCCUUUUCUAUUCCUGCUACAAACACUUUGGAAAGAAGUUUUGUAAUUCCUGGUGUGUACACACCCUGGAUUCCAGAGUGUGUACCUGUCAGCAUGAAAGGGAGCCAAGAGAAUACAGGCUUUGCAGAGCUUCCUCAGCAGAUACUUAACUUCAUUCUUGGAAAUGGAACAUCUGAUGUUAUCAUAUAUCCAGUGUUGUCGACCAAUUGAAUGUUGAUGAAAAUGUUGAUAUCCCCAAGUUUUCUAGUUAGUUUAUGUGGUUUAGAACUGUUCAAAGAAGUCCAAGUUACCGUAAUUCCAUCUGAAGAACCUUUUGAAAGACCAAAGCCAGUGGAAGCUUUUUGUACAUCACUUAAGGAUUAUUUCCGAGACGUGUGCAAAUUUAUGACCAUGGAACGAGAAGUAACUCUUGAUCACCUGUUUAUUGAUGGAACAUUAGUUCAAAGUCAAACUGAAAUCAAAACUGGGAAGAAUAGCACAAAAGCUAUGGAAAAGGAGCUGGUAACUUGCAGUAUGCAAGGAAAGGAAAAGGCAGCUCUUAAAAGAAGCCAAGUAUUUGAAAUCCCAGGAAGUAAAGAGUUAGAGACUAAAGUGAUUGUGGUGCUGGGAAAAGCAGGAAUGGGCAAAAGCAUUCUUAUCCAGAAGAUCUGCCAGGACUGGUCCAAUGGAGAGUUUUCUCAAUUUGAAUUUGUUUUCUGGUUUGACUGCAAACAAAUAAGCUUGCCUGAGAAGCGAUACAGCCUGAAGGAUCUACUUCUUGAGUUUUUUGUAAAACCUCAAGAGGGAAGCAUGGAGAUCUUUGAGUAUAUAUUGCAAAACCCUGCUAAAGUCCUUCUGGUUUUUGAUGGUUUUGAAGGGUUACAUAUUUAUGAGAAUUUUCCUCAUUGCUCAGCCAGCCAGCCUGAAAAAGGCUUGUGCAGUUUAAAGGAGCUGCUUUCAGGACUCAUCCAAAAAAAGAUACUGAAUGGUUGUACUUUAUUACUUACAGCAAGACCAAAAGCCAAGGUGUACCAGUACCUGUCCAAGGUCGAUAAGACUAUUGAAAUAGUAGGACUUUCCCCUCAACAGAGAGAAUUGUACAUAACCAAAUAUUUUGAAGGAUUACCUUUCUGUGGUAAUGCACUGAAAUUAAUCAAAGAGUGUGAGUACUUGUUCAGUUAUUGCUAUAGCCCUCUAAUGUGUAGAUUUGUUUGUUUCCUCUGUGAGACAGUACUUGAAAUUGGAGACAAAAACCUUCCUUCAACUCUCACUGGAGCCUUCCUGAAAUUCAUCCAGCAGAAGAUACCAUUGCAAGCAGAUGUUACAACCAUGCAAAAUCAAGAGAGUCUUGCUGCACUAGCCCACAUAGCCUGGUGUCUUGGAGAAAAGCACCAAAGUGCUAUGAAAAGUGACUUUCUUUCUUCUAAGAAAGUUAAAGAGUUUGGUCUCAAAUAUGGAUUUUUCUCGCCAUUUGCAUUCCCCAGACAUUCAGAUAGUGGAGAAGAGGAAUUUGGGACCACAUUCUCUGAUUUUGUCAUUCAGAAUUUCCUGGGUGCUCUUCACCUUAUGCUAGCAGAAGAAAUCAAAGAUCAAAGUCUAACGAAGUACUUUAAUUUUCCAUCCAAGAAGAAAAAACCUUAUAACUCGUUAGAUUUGGUGCCUCGAUUUUUGGCUGGUUUGUUGUUCCUCCAAGAUGACCCCUACUUCUGCUCCCUUUCAAAUAAGGAUGUAAAACAAUCAACCAAGAAACAAAAAACAUUCUUGAAAUAUAUUAAAAGGCUGCAGAUUAAUGAGCUCUUCCCAAAGAGUUUACUUGAGCUUUUACAUUGUAUUUAUGAAACACAAAGCAAUUAUCUCUUGCAGCAUGUGGCCUUAAGGCUCAAACCAGACCUGUCUUUUCUGGAUGUAGUUCUUACACCACCUGAUGUCUAUGUACUGCACUCUAUUUUAAAAAGGUCAAGAAAAGAGUUUUCCUUGGAUUUGCGAAACAGCGGGAUUGACAAGCAAGGAGUAAAAGACUUGGUUGGCCUAAAGAAUGUGACAUCGUUCAGAGCCUCCCUCAGUGACACAGUCAGGAUCUGGAAAUCUUUAGAAGAGACAAAAGACUACGAACUGCUGAGAGCAUCAAUAGAGAAAUUUGUUCUUGAUCCCUUUAAGGCAAGGACAAUGAAGGACAUCCAUGACCUUUCAGACCUUGUAGAAAUGCAGAAGAUGAGCAACUGUGUGCAAGAAGCACCUGGCUGCAGCAGCUAUGAAAUUCCUGCCAUCAAAAACCUCAGAAAAAUAGAAUUUGCAUUAGGUCCUGUAUGUGGCAUUCAGGGAUUCCAAAAACUUGUGGAAAUUCUUGCAGCAUUCCCAUCACUUCAGCAUUUAGACCUUGAUGCUCUGAGUGAAAAUGGCAUAGGAGAUGAAGGAGCAAAGAGUCUCUCUGAAGUCCUUCCAGCCCUGAUAUCACUGGAAACAUUAAACUUAUCACAGAAUAAGAUAACAGAUGUGGGUGCAGAGAAACUUGCUACAGCUCUUCCUUCCUUGUCUUCAUUAAAGACACUAAGCUUAUACAAUAAUAGCAUUUGUGAUUUUGGAGCAGAAAAUCUUGCGAAAGUUCUUCCUGCAAUGGCAUCUUUAAGAGUGCUCGAUGUUCAGUAUAACAAAAUAACUGGUGCUGGAGCCCAGCAGCUGACUGACAGUCUACGAAAAUGUCCCCAUAUCAAGACCUUGGUGAUGUGGAAUCCCACCAUUCCCUAUGGAGUUCUCGAACACCUUCAGCAGCUGGACUCUAGAAUCAGUGUGUAGAUUCAGAUG
Messenger RNA from Calypte anna (Anna's hummingbird), 3327 nucleotides. RefSeq names its product class II major histocompatibility complex transactivator (gene CIITA). The record is from RefSeq and is a predicted model, not a curated record. NCBI's taxonomy places the organism in Eukaryota, Metazoa, Chordata, Aves, Apodiformes, Trochilidae. Gene Ontology annotation, biological process: positive regulation of MHC class II biosynthetic process; positive regulation of transcription by RNA polymerase II; inflammatory response. The transcript has 19 exons. Gene Ontology annotation, molecular function: protein binding; ATP binding.